AUGGGUGGCUAUGGCAGUCCGUCAAUUCGGUGGGAUGGAGGAGAGUCCUCGCAACACACAAGGUCAGCCUCGCAUGGACGAAGUGAGAACUCAUCGGGCUCAUCUGAUUCGAGGAGAAGAAUGGUGAAAGUUUGUGGGUGUGGAGUUGAAGCUCCGUUGCUGACUUCGUGGACUGGGGAUAACCCUGGGAGGAGGUUCUACGGAUGUGGUCUGUUCAAGGUCCAUGGUAGACGACUGUGCAGGUUCUUUGAAUGGUAUGAUGAUGUUGGGAAUGCCAGGGAGAAGAAGGUUAUUGCCUUGCUUACGAGAAAGAAUGCUGAGAUGAAGAAAACAAUCACAGUCCUUAUUGCUGAUGUGCAUCAGGAUUACCCUGAUCUCAACCAGCAAAAUUUCAAGUAG
Molecule: messenger RNA, 399 nt
Organism: Lotus japonicus
Lineage: Eukaryota; Viridiplantae; Streptophyta; Magnoliopsida; Fabales; Fabaceae
Exons: 3
Coding region: 1-399 (132 amino acids)
Molecular function (GO): zinc ion binding
Source: RefSeq, a predicted model, not a curated record